Molecule: messenger RNA, 1257 nt
Organism: Rotaria sordida
Lineage: Eukaryota; Metazoa; Rotifera; Eurotatoria; Philodinida; Philodinidae
Source: the annotation of a GenBank genome assembly
AUGGAAGGAAGUGAAUCAAUGAAUUCCAAUGAUACGAAAUUCCAAACGAUUGCUACGAAGUCCCUCAUAGAUGUUGAAAGUCUGGAUGCAAAUGAAAUUCCAUCGGCUGAUAAAGUGCAAAAAAUGAUAGAACGCUUCUCAUGCACCUUUGCCGAACGAUAUCCAGGACCAGGACCAGUAUCAUUCAUUGGUCCGCUCGACGAAGCUUUGAAACAUUCUUUAUUUGAAUCCACAUCUCCUUGUCCACUUAUUCUCUACAUACAUCAUGAUCAAAGUAUAGCUGUGAAUAUUUUCUGUCGAUAUGUCUUAUGUGUAGACAUGAUCACUGAUUACUUGGCUGAACAAUUUCUAGUUUGGAUAUGGGAUCGAACACGAGAUGUCGAUUAUUCUAUGCUAUUGUCAAUGCUAUUCAAAUAUACAACUAAAGAAGUGACAACAACAAUAGCUUCAUAUCCAAUUGAUGCAUAUCCAUUACUCGUCUGUCUUUCUAUUCAUCAAAAUCAAAUUGAUAUAGUGUCUACCAUCAAAGGUACGAUGUCGAGUGAAGAAACAUUUGUUAAUCUUGUAGAAACACGUAAAAAAUUCGAUCGUCGAGCUGAACUUCCACAUUCGAAUAUUUGUCGUACCAAUAUUAUUUCAAAUGAAAAUCAGUCAAUGCUAGCAAAUGUCUUAAAACCACACACUAAAUAUUCACCUAUUACAGAAAGAAUAACUAGAGAUUUUAAGAAUUCAUUUAUGCAGAUUAUUCGUAUUGACCAAGUUGAAAACGAAACAUGGUUGAAAGAAUAUCUUGAACAGAAGAAACUUAUCGAUGUUCGACUUGGUCAUGAUAACAGUGAACAGUAUCUUUUUCAUGGAUGUUCACGUUCAGCUGCUGAAAAUAUUAUUCAACACGGUUUUGAUCAUAAACUUAUUGGCAUGCACGGCGUAUUAUACGGCUAUGGAUUCUAUUUUUCUUCCGAUCAUCGUAUUAGUCAUAUGUAUGCAACUCAGGAUCGGUUAACUCAUAACGAAAGAACUAUGCUUCUAUGUCGGGUACUUAUUGGUCGAACGUGUCUAGGUAAUUCAACCAUGAGAAUGUGUCCAACUGGAUAUGAUUCAACAACAAACGCAUCAAAUAUAUAUGUUGUAUAUUCGAAUCAACAAAUCUUCCCUGUAUAUGUCAUCACUUAUACAGAAAAACUUAAUGCUAACGAAAACGAUUUCGAUGCUUAUAGAAAUAAGGCAUUGAGUACAAGACUCUGUAACUUAUUAUGA